Seriola dumerili (greater amberjack) is the source of this 4616-nucleotide messenger RNA. RefSeq names its product calcium-binding protein P-like (gene prnpb). Gene Ontology annotation, cellular component: membrane. The transcript has 2 exons. The record is from RefSeq and is a predicted model, not a curated record. Gene Ontology annotation, biological process: protein homooligomerization. NCBI's taxonomy places the organism in Eukaryota, Metazoa, Chordata, Actinopteri, Carangiformes, Carangidae. The coding region runs from base 118 to 1674 and encodes 518 amino acids.
CCGAGCUAGAGCACAGAACUGAAGGAGAGAGAGAGAGUGAGAGAGCACAACAACGCAGUAGCCUAUAACCGAAAUAUACUCGACUCAUACAGAUAAACCAUCACCCCACGGGACAAGAUGGGGAGGUUGUGCGAGUUGGCUGUUCUGUCCCUUCUUAUUAUGUGUCUCCUGAGCACUGAUUCCACAUGGGCUAAAAGAAGCAGCAGCAGCAGCAAGAAAACAUCGUCUACCAGCAGCAAGGGUGGGACACAGUCAAAACCAUCUCAGUCUCAGCCAGGAAGCUACCCCAGACAGCCACAGAGUCCCAAUCGAAACACCAAUCCAUACCCUUCUGGUGGAAGUUACCCUUAUCCUGGAACAGGCACUAAUUCAGGAGGAUAUCCCAGACAAAACCCAGCAAGUUAUCCAGGAGCUGGUAGUAACCCCAACCAGCAUCCUGGCAGAGCCAAUCCUGGAGGUUAUCCAAACCAGAAUCCUGCAGGUGGCUAUCCCGCUGCAGGUGGAAACCCAGCCGCUGGAGGGUAUCCUAACCAGUAUUCACCCGGUGGGGGCUAUCCAGCAGCAGGUGGUUAUCCCAACCAGUAUCCUGGCAGAGCCAAUCCUGGAGGUUAUCCAAACCAGAACCCUGCAGGUGGCUAUCCCGCUGCAGGUGGAAACCCAGCUGGAGGGUAUCCUAACCAGUAUUCACCCGGUGGGGGCUACCCAGCAGCAGGUGGCUAUCCCAACCAAUACCCAGGCAGAGCUGGUACCAACCAGGGAGGAUACCCUAACCAGUACCCUGCUGCAGGAGGCUACCCAGCUGCUGGGGGCUACCCAGCAGCAGGUGGCUAUCCUAACCAAAGCCCAGGCAGGGGAGGUAUCAACCCAGGCGGCUACCCAUACCAGUAUCCAGCGGCUGGCGGUUACCCAGUCAGAGGGGGUAAUACAGGACAGGGUUGGGGUGUACCUGGUUCAAAUCCAGGAGGUUACCCUGGUGGAGCAGUUGGUGGUUACCCCAACUGGAACCCAAAUAAUAAGAUCCUCAGUCCCCGCUUUGGUGGAGGAGGCUAUGGAUAUGGUGGUAAUGGGAUGGGAGGGUCUCCUUUCUCUCGUUCUGUGCAGAAUAUGGGAUACAAGCCCAAGUCAAGUAGUUUUGCCAAAAAAGCCAUAGUGGCUGCGGGUGUUGGUGCUGUAGCUGGGAUGGCUGUUGGCUAUGGACUCGGGCGCUUCCCUCGACCACAUUUCGGUUUCCGCAACCCUGAAGAGGAGUACUAUUACAACAACUACAUGUACCGCCGUUAUGGCUCCCACUCCACAGAUGAAAAAGAUUUUGGCCGUGAUUAUGUCUACAACCCUCCACCACGGGCAGAGACCUACGAUAACUUCAUGGACCGGUGUAUGAAUAGCACUGCCCCUCCGAAAGAUCAGGGCAGCAGCUCCUCCACUCCUAAGAGUGGAGGUGAUGAGGAGGAUGAUGACACUGUCAGCAUUGAGGAGAUUGGAUACCCAGCACUAAUUGAGCAAGUGAAGGCCCGGCGCUGUGUUGAGCAGUACAUGGUUUAUUCUGAGCGCUUUCUACAGGAACGAAAACCUGAGCAAUUGCAGCACAGUCGGAGCAGCCCUCUGAACCACGGGGUGAUCCAACUUUUCACCUCCCUCUUCAUGCUACUUUCCAGCAUGCUCCUGCUCCAGUGAAAACAAAUAGCCUUCCUUUAACCAUACCCCAAAUAGGUUUCUAAUUCAUUAUACCUGCACGUCCACAGUCUGCUAAUGGAUAUUAUCUCUACAUUGCAAAGCAUAGCUGUACACUUACAAGUUGCUUGGGUUAUACUUAGUCAACCAUUUAUUAUCACCGCAGAAAACGAUCAGAAGAUAACAAAAUUUCCAUGUAUAAAUAACGAGUACAUUUUACGGGACAGCAGUCAUGUUAAAAUCUCACAGUUCGGUCAUCAGUUUUUUGUGUUGUACAAGCUGCACUUAUUUUUUCUGUCAGUUUCUCUCCAACAAUUAAUUUUGCACUUUGAGCACUGAAUGCAUAGAAAACGGAUUCAGGGAAUUUAAGUUCAAUUUUUGUGACAAUUUAUUAUGACAAUAUAUCUGCUGUGUAAAAUAAGCAUGUGACAUUAAGAGUUUUAUAUAUGUGCAGGUCAUCAAUUCAUGCUUUCAUCUGUACUGGACAAUUAAACAUACAGACUUUUCAAUUGGUGAAAUAUGCCGAAAUAUCAAAAGGAAAAGUUCAUUAGAUUCAAAGAAGAAAUAAUAAUAAUUUGGCAGUGGGAACAAAAUUUGAGAUAAUUCCACAAUGUGGUCUGCCAGGGUUUUUCACCACAUCCAUUAGGAGUGAUUAGGUUUAAUGUUUGGCUCUGCAUUGUUGUCAGAUGGCCAAGACGAAACCUUUACAAGGUCGCAAGACUGGCUAUGUGCACAGUUUGGUACAAACAUGUGCCCAAAUGGUGUUUACAUAUGGCAAAAUGAUAAAACCUAGAGGGAUUCCUUGGAAGUCAUUAUUAAGUCAUACUUACCACAUGUCCCCCAAAUUUGUAAACAUCAUUCAAAUGCACUGGUAGAUAUUGAAGGCUAUCUUUUGCAGAACUGACGAUUUUCCCAUGGACAGAUGUUUUUUUUAAUCACACAAUAAAUAGUUAAAGGUGCAAUAUUUAAGUUUUUUCUAUCGCUACAUAGCCAACGUUAGCAUUGACAGUUGUUUAUUUACGGACUUUUUUUCCUGUACUCGCCAAGAGCGGUGGAAAGCUUCACCAAUGUUAACUCAUGUUUUGAGCCCAUUUCUAUCAUUUCUUUUGUCUACUGCUAAACAGCUAUCUUGCAAUACUUUGCGAUAGCGAGUCACCGUCGUGUCCAGUCUUCUCCCAUUCAGCAUGAGAGGAUGAAGAAGUAGUGCGGCUCAGAGGGCGUAUUCUAAGCUCUUAACUUGUAAACACAACAAUCGCUGAAGCUCUUGGCAAGUGAUCAUUAUCACCACUAUCACCAGAACUCGCUCCUGGCAAGAAACCACAUUCGGUGGCAGAGAAAACUCACAUCUAGCACCUUUAAACACUUGUGUGAUAGAAAUUAAAGUAAGGGUGAGGACAUCCUCACAUUAAGAAUAGGCCUAGUCUCUCUCAGGUACAUGCUACUCACACAUUAUUUUGUUGUUCAGCUGCCUGUAAAAUCCUGCAUCUAAUAGCUUUCAACAGAAAGGAGGCUUCAGUCCAUGCACGCCUUUAGAUGUGCAGCAAGAUGUUAUUAGUGUUGCCGCCACCAUGCCUGCAGCUGUUGAGAAUAGUAGAUGCAUUUGUUGUUGAUGGCGUCUGAUGCUUUUACUCUGUGCAGCGCUAUCUUGCUGAGAGCUUGGAUUUGACUGGGGUCUUGAACAGAGGAGGUCCACAACAAUUCACUAAUCUAUAUCUUUGUACCGUGACUUAACUCAUUACAUCCACAGUCAGACAAGGUUAACAGCGAAACUGGAAGUCCUGGCACUGGCUUAAUAUUGCCUGGAAACAGUGGAAGAAGCAACACAGAGGAUGUACACACUGUACAUGGAUAUUGCUGUCUUGGUUCGGAGCCUUGUUCACAUAUCUUGGUCCAACCUUGGUUUCAUGUUCAUGUGUCCAGGCAUACUCGUUAGUCUCCAGGGACACUCAAACUUUCCAGACUUUCCGGGCCUGAUCUGAUCAGGGCAUCUCUGCAUCUCAUCGUCUUCCUGCAGCAUAGUGAGAUAGUCAUGGUUCAGAUGUUGGUGGGUCUGUAAAUACCUCUGUUUGCAUUUCCCAAACUUUAGCCUCUGUUGGCUGUCAUGAUGCAUCUCUCUCCAAUAAGAGCGCUCCUUUUUGACAGUUGUGUUUGGUAUUGUUCACUGCUGUGAUACUGUGUUUCCUUGUGUUUGUGGUUAUUUUACUAUUCCAGCUUGUUUUCCUUUAUCUAAUGCAUUCAUUCCCUUUAGGUUUUGUAAAGCACUUGGUAGCUGUGUUUUGAAAAAUGCUACUUAAAGUUUGCAGGCCAGUAUUGCCAUUUCAAGGGAUUUCACCCAAGUAAAUGUUAAGUUUAAAGAAAAAAAUGUUACUGUUCAUUUCAGUCUGCUGUUUGGGCAUAGUGUAUUCAGUUAAGUCUGCAUUUUAUAAAGUUCUUCACACACACAAUAUUUAGUAUGUUAUAACUUACUGUAUAUGUUAAACCAAAAUGAAGAGUCAAGUGUUGUGCUGUUCAAAUACUUGCAAAGUAUACUGUACAGUAUAUCUGGAAGUGAUCGUACGAACCCUUUUAUUGUGAUGACGCUUUAUUUUGUUCUUACCCAGCCAGUCCUACGUCAAAUUUCCGUCCUUCCAGUUUACUGGUUUCCAUACUCCACCCAGGGUGUUUUCCUUUUCUUUUUUUUUAAAUUCUGGUAAAGUGAAUUCAGUGAACAAUUUGGCAUUUUCAUACUAUUUAGGAUGUUGAAUAUCUGUAAAGUGCACUUAUUUCCCUUUAGGACUGGAUAUUCUGUAACUGCAUCACACAGGGAGUAUAAACACCUGUGUGAAUUUUCUGGUUUUGACCAUUAUAAACAUUUUACACAUCAAAUAACAAGACUAAUAUGAUUUAAUAUGGUCUGUCAUGAAUGUUUAUGUGUUGAAUAAAAUAAAUAAUGAAAUAAAGGCUUC